UGAGCCAGAAUGUAAAGGGAUAGAGCCAGAACUUCUGGCCAGCAGAUGUCGCCAUAUGAACCCGAAUCAUCCGUGUAAUCGUUGGCAUCUGUUAAAUUUUUCAAGAUGAAGACAGCCAAACAACGAGAUAUACAGUAAUCCUUUCUCAGAUGAAAGUUAAUUUUUUGGAAAACUGUCAACAGGUAGGCCUAUCUAUUUUAUUUUCUGUAUAAAAACUGAAAGUGAAAGAAGCAGGACUAUUGGAAUUCCCCUUCAAUCUGUUUAAGCGUACAGGAAAUAAACAGAAACGUUUUGUGUCUCUACGCACAAAGAAGAGUCCUACAGAACACUGUCCGGUUUGUCAUCUGUGAAUGUGGUCCAGGAGGAUUUGAGCCAUGAACGCUCCAAAGUGUCCCUUUUGUCAGCAGUCUGAUAUUGGCAUUCUGGAUAGUCAGCGUGCGGUCUGCAGGUCUUGCUCUAAAUCGAACCGGUGCGUGUUUCAGUUCUGCAUGGCAUGUCAAAGAGAAUGGCCACGGGACGCUUCGACCACCAAAUCCUGCGUGCUGCCGGACUGUGCACUUCGUGCUGCCCUCCUCAGCAACACAAGAAUCAGUGACCCACAAAGCUCGGUGAGAGGAUGUCCAUUCUUCAGGGCCUGUCCAGGUUGCAAGGCCCUGCUUACACACAGCGGAAUAGGCUGUCCCAACAUUGUCUGCCCUCAUUGUAAAACACAAUUCUGCUUCCGCUGCUUGCGCCGUUGGUGUCCCGGGAUAAGGAAUGUUGACCACAUUGAGUUUCUUACCCGCGGACUGGCCUUUUCUAUAGGUAAUGAAAUGAGACCAUGUAUCGUGGUGGACAACAAGCAGAGUCUCACAGAACUGUAGCGAGAAAGUUAUGAUUAUGAAAAUUUUGAAUGACACUAAGCUAAACCCGGCCAAAUUAAAAAUGUCCAGUUAAAGCCUACUCUAUGUGAUUCACUGUUUAACGUUAUUGUUACUAACAUUGUUAUUCUUGAACAUGUUCAAAAAAAGGUAAAUAAAAAACUCUCACUGUACUGUUCAAUGAAAGUAUCCUGGAUGAUUUAGAAAUAUUAAGAUGAUCUCUUUUUUUCAUAUCUGAUUACAUUAUACUAUAUAACAAUAUCAAUAAACAUCUUUAAAAAAUUAUAAAA
Molecule: messenger RNA, 1150 nt
Organism: Ctenopharyngodon idella (grass carp)
Lineage: Eukaryota; Metazoa; Chordata; Actinopteri; Cypriniformes; Xenocyprididae
Product: E3 ubiquitin-protein ligase RNF144A-like
Exons: 3
Coding region: 375-863 (162 amino acids)
Molecular function (GO): zinc ion binding
Source: RefSeq, a predicted model, not a curated record